ACCCUUGAGUCCUCUUGCUCAGUUGAUCGUCUCUCUCCCCUCCGCCGCCGCCGCCAUGGCAGCCGCCGCCGCCGCCCGUUCCCGCACCGCCGCGGCGUGGGCCCGCCUUCUCUCCCUGCGGCCGCACCACAUCGCGGGCUCCACCACUCUUCCCCGCCACAAUCACCUAGGCUCGCGGAUCACGCCCCCGCGCCGCCACCUGGCCUUCUCCGCCUCCGCGGGGGGCGCCAGGCCCCAGAUCCAGAGCGAGCGGGCCGUGCACGAGCUGCUCGCGGAGGUCGAGCGCGAGCGCCAGCGGGAGCGCCAGGACCGCCGCGCUAGCGAAGGCGCCCAGGACGAAGAGGCAGCGGAGGAGGAGGAGGAGGACUACCUGGGCGUCAAGCCGCUCAUCGAGAAGCUCGAGCGCCGCAAGGCCAAGGAGGCGGCCGCCGACGAAGGCUACUGGGAGCCCACCGACUCCGACAGCGACGAGGAAGACGAGCGCUACACGCCCGACGCCAUCAAGCGACGCGUCGACGAGUUGGAACGCAAGUGCAAGCGACACGGGGAGCUCCUGCGCUCAUUCGCGGAGGCCGAGACCCUCGACGAGGCUCACAAAUGGAUGACCAAAAUCGACAAGUUCGAGGAGCGCCACCUCAAGCUGCCACUCGAGUACAGGGUCAUCGGCGACAUGAUGAACCGCCUCAAAGACUCCACGGGCAAAGACCGCUUUGUUCUCCUCCAGAAGCUCAACCGAGCCGUUAGGAUCAUGGAAUGCAAGGAAGCAUUCGACCCCAGUAACCCCGCAAACUUUGGCCUCAUUCAGCACCAGCAGGUUGGUUCGCCAGAGGAUCUGGUGCUCAAUGCGGGCUUUGAUAAGGAGAAGCAGAUGAUCCAGGGGGAACAAAUCGACGACGACGACGACGAGGAAUUCAAUGAAGCAAAGGAGAGGGAUGAUUUGCUCAUUGAGAAACUCAAUGCUAUCGAAAAGAAGAUCGAGGACAGGCUGGCAGAGUUGGAUCACACCUUUGGCAAGAAAGGCAGAGUUUUGGAGGAGGAAAUUAAGGAUUUGGUGGAGGAGCGCAAUUCCCUGUCCGAGAAAAAGAGGAGACCUAUGUACAGAAAAGGUUUUGACGUCAAAGUUAUUGACGUUAACAGGACAUGCAAAGUCACAAAGGGAGGCCAAAUAGCAAAAUUCACAGCAUUAUUGGCCACUGGAAACUACCAUGGUGUUGUAGGCUUCGCAAAAGCUAAAGGGCCAACAGCCAAGAUAGCAAUACAGAGGGCUUAUGAGAAAUGCUUCCAGAACCUCCAUUACAUGGAGCGAUAUGAGGAUCACACAAUUGCUCAUGCUAUCCAGGCCAAAUAUGAAAAAACAAAGAUAUACCUCUGGCCUGGACCCAUGAGAAGUGGAAUGUCUGCUGCUGGUAGGACUGUUGAAACUGUGCUGUACUUGGCUGGUUUCAGCAACGUCAAGUCAAAGAUUAUUGGAUCAAGGAACCCACUUAAUGUGAUUAAAGCUCUCUUCAUAGCUUUGAAUGCUAUUGAGACUCCAAAGGAUGUCCAGCAGAAGUUUGGGCGUACUGUGGUCGAGUCUUACUUAUUGUAACCAUCUGAUUUGUUUGGAGGAGGUGAGGCCAGCAGAGUCUUGUAUUGUAACCAUCUUCAUAGCUUUGAAUGCUAUUGGGCACAACUGCUGGAACAUCUUAGGAAGAUAAAUGCUAUGUUUCGAGGCCUUGGGGAAUCAUUGAUUUUGGCUGUUCAUUGUUACAAUCACUGCACCUCUGUACUGUGAUAUGUGUUAGCCUUGGGGAAUCAUUGAUUUUGGCUGUUCAUUGUUACAAUCACUCUGCACCUCUGUACUGUGAAAGAUUGCUUGUAGCAGAAGAUCCGAGAGUUUUCCCUUGCUAUCAUCUGAUCUUCAAAAACUUUCAAUAUUGUUGUGCUUUUUAGCUAUUUCAUACAAGUAAUUAUGCUGGUCUAUACGAAUCUAUUCACCUGUGAAUGUGAAAAGGGUCGAUAGAGAUGCCCUUGUUUUCCUUUAGAGGCCAGGUUGGAAGAACAAGCAGCUGAGAGCAUGCAAGGCUUCGUUACCCCUACUUUAUUCUUUGGUUCUUUUUUUGUGUGUACCUCCUGCAUUCCUUGUUUCAUUUCUAAUCGUACUCAUGUUUAAUAUGCUCAAUAUAGGCAUACUGCACUGUUGUUGAAAUAUGAAAGCAUGCUAUUAUUUUUUGUCCUUACUGAAAUUCUACUUAUUUGCAGAUUGAAAUUUUAGAGUGGUUAGUCAGAACAAACAGAUCCAGUUUGCAAACUGAAGGAUAUAUCAGUCCUUUUUGGAUUCAAUUACCAGAAACUAGAAUAGCCUGUAUUGAACUUGUAGAAAGUUUUGCAGAUCAGAAAUGUGGUUUAAUUUAUUUAGGAUGCGAAAAUUCAUCCUUUCUUAAGUGAAUUAGAAGUGUUUAGUUUUGUUUCCUCAUGGUUCAGCAGAUUCAAGCUUGUUUACAUUCUUCGGAAUAUUAGAAUCCUGCCUUGACCCUGGAACAUGAAAAGAGAAUUGUGCAUGAUUUAAUCGCAAAGCUUUCUUUACAUGCUCACCCAAAGUUAACAUCUGGCACAGUUUCAUUAAAGCCUGCAGAUAUAUGCAUGACACAGCUAACUCCGUUCCUCAAAAAAUGAAGAGGAACCAAAAGAGUUCUCUUAAAAAAAAAAGAUAGGAACUACUGUGCUAAAUCAUUCUGGAUUACUUAUUUGUUGCAAUCUUCUGAUAUGUGUUAUGAAUGCAUUCUUAGCACUCUGAAGAAACAAGAACUUGAAUGACAUGUUCGUUUUGAAAACCCUAUGCCUACAGUUUGUACUUUUGAUCCUAGAAAUACAGCUGCUGGUAAAGUUUUUAAUUUUUUAUUAGUUCAGUAUUUGAAGGGUGAAAGUUGUUCUUUGGUUCACUGGUUCAGUUGUGGGUGCAAUUUUUCAUGUCUAUGAAUUGAAUGGCUAGAUACCUAUUUGUUGCAAUCUGAUUCAUGUCAAUCUUUAGGAAACAUAGAGCUUCUUAUCUGGAAGUACCUUUGUUAAGCCAUAUAAGCUGGCGAAGUAAGAAACUUUUGUUGGCCAAGGAUGUAUCAAGGUACGUAUGUUACACAAACAUGCAAUUGAAUUUGACAUUCAACACACAUUCAAAAACGCCUCUGCUUUCCUGACAGGAAACUGAAAGAUGCACAUACCUCUUUAUUCACAAUAGUUAUUCAGUGAUGAAUUAACUGACAGUGAUGCUAAUUGCCUAAUUUUCUGUUGGGCUAGCAUGUCAUGCACCCAGAGAUUCUGACAAUGAAAUAUCAGAACCUGUGGUUAAAAUUCAUCUUCUCAACCAGAUCCUUGCACCGUUAUAUUGAUAUUUCAUUUCACCAUAUAGAGACAAGCUCAUUUAGUUCAGCCUUACUGUAAUGUACUUCCAUGCAAUUCUACAAAAUUGCCUUGCUUUCUUGAUUGCCAUUUUAGUUCUUUGUAAGCUGGCUUGUUAUUAAUAUUUCUGUAAAUCUAGUUUCAUGUAUUGAUGGUCCAUUAGGGGUUCCCUUUUAGGUAAAGACAGUCACCAGUCAGUUUAUAGGUGCAUCUAUUUAUACUGCGCCCAUGCACGAAUCAGUAUAUUAGUUGCUCCCUCAUCAGAGACUACAACCCUGUUCCUAACUGCAUACUCUUUCUGCUUUGAAGCAGCUGGCUAGCGUUUGUGCUCUUCAGGUGCAAGCGACUUGUGCAUGCUUUGACCCUUUGGUUGGGCCAGACGCUGAGCUCCCACUCCCUAGUCCCUACAGGUAGGCAUGCACCUGGAUUUUGUUUGCGUGUUCUGGUUCUACUCCAUGUUGGCAGAAGCAAGUGAAAACCAGACGGGAGGCAGGUCGAUGCCACGACCUGGACGUUAUAUCUGACCUUUUGGGUCAUGGGAAGCAAUCAUCAUGGCCUUAUUAUUGUUCCAUUAUGGUUGUGCUAGCCACGCACAAUGCAAAACUAUUUUUAGUUGCUUCUACAUCAAUUAGCUUUCCUUGAUGGGAAAUCACCGUAUGUGCCUGACAAACAGUUAUCAUUAGCUGUUAAAUAUGAACGUGGUAGAUUUGAUUAAUUAUUGCAACAUGGCAUAAGCAGCCCUGGUUUAUGUUCCACGUCACCAUUCACCAGUAUUCUAUUAUGUUUCUACAUGUAUAAUUUGAAAUGAGGAAGUUAUAGCUGGACUGUUGGUAGUAGGGACUAUUGUUUUGCAUAUCUUGUAAUUAUUAUUUCGUUUUCUUGAUUCGACUUAACCCUUCAAAUUGUGACAUUAUCACUUUGGUUCACUUUUAUUCGUUAAUGCCAUGUAUACAAAAAUUACCUUGUUUGACUAGGUGUUGAAUCAUUGCCAUCUAUGCUGCACUGGAACUAUUCAUUAAUGCGAGAGUUAGAUAAAAGUUUGCAAGGUAUGCAUUGAACGAUAUACUAUUUUACCAAUUCUUUCUUCAUGUCUUAAAAUAUACACAGCAAACUAAAUCCAAGCACAAUAAAGUUUUCAUUUGCUAGAAGAAUGCUCAGUAUACUGUUUUCUUUGUGAUUACAUGUGUACUUUUUUCCUUUCAAAUGGUGUAGGAUUUCGGAUUACUUGAGCCGCUUGUCAUUUGCAUACCAUGUUAAAUGACUGUUAGUUAUGAUCGAUUUCUCAAUAUUUGAUGAAUAUAGUGUUUAUAUGGGCUGUGGCAAAGGGAUGCCAACCUACAACUCGUGGCAAAUAAACUUUCUAUGAGAUACUUUGGGAAGUUAAUACACAUAGCAUUGUCCAUACUAAGGAGCUUCACAGUUAUAUAUGUUCUUGUGAGACAGUUCUCUGAAUGGAAGCUGCAUUGUUUUAUAACUUAAGUACUUCAGCUUUUUGCCCUGAAAAUAGGCCCCCCUUUUGUGCUUCUCGUUAGUUGUGCAACUAGAAAAUGAACAGCGCUGUCAGCAAGAAAUAGAGGACAUUAAGCAUGUACUUGAAUCUGGAAGUAUCACAUAUGACCCAGCAAAACUGAAAUUUUCUGAAGAAGCAAUCGAGGAGCAGAAACAUUGUGUUAGAAUUGCUGACGAGAAGGUGGCUUUGGCUACUCAGACUUAUGACUUGGUAAGUGUCUUUCGCUUUCAAAAAAAUCCACUGCACCAGGAGCACUAGUUCUUGCUCUAUAUUUUGGAGGAGGAAUCGAAGAGAACACAUAUAAACUUAAUUCUCUCCUCUUUUAUAGUUGUGUAGAAGAAAUGGAAACUGGUACAACUAAUCAGUCACUUGCUUUCCCGAACUGGAGAGCUCGUUAUAAUUGUUUUUCCUCACUUUUUUGUCCUUUCGCCAUUUCUGAGAGAUAACUAUCAAUAUGGAAAAUAUAGGUUGCCAAGUUUUGUUCAUUUUCUUUAUCUCAUCCAGAUAAAACAUAUUUGUCAUUUGUCCUGUAGUAGCACUUCAGGUUCCAUGUAUACACCAUUUUAAUAGAUAUGUCGAUAAUUUUACGUUACUAGUUUAUGCUUUGCUAAGUUCUGCUGCAUAAACAUAUCUCAUGACACCUGUGCGAUGUUCCUAAAUUGUGAAUGUGCGGGAUUUUGAUUGUGCUGAUCUAUAGGUUGAUGCUCAUAUCCAACAGCUAGAUCAAUUUUUGAGGAAGCUUGAAGAAAUUCGACAGGGUAUGGAUUACCUGUUGCAUAACCAUGCAUGUGCAUACCACUGGUUAUUUUCGAAUUUUGUGUUCUUUACAUUUGCCCUUUUGAGUUACAUGACUUAUCAAUUACCUUUUGAGAAAGACAUUACUGAUUUACCGCUAUACCAUGUGGUCUGAAUAAUAGAAAAGGAGGCAGCAGCAGCUGUUGCUGCAGGCACUGCUGCUGCUGCUGCUGCUGCUCCAGCUGCAAGUGCCGGAGCGUCAACUGCUGAUGCUACUCCAAAAACUGAAAGAUCUGACGAAAGAGGCAGAGGGGGUUGUAAGAAGGCUAAGGUACCCACUGAACCACCAGCACCGGCUAUUGAUUUAGAAUUGCAUGUGGAUCCUAAUGAACCGACAUACUGCUUCUGCAACCAAGUCAGCUAUGGUGAGAUGGUCGCAUGCGACAAUCCUAAUUGCAAGAUCGAGUGGUAUCACAUUGGCUGUGUGGGGGUGAAGGAGCUACCCAAGGGAAAGUGGUAUUGUCCAAGCUGCGUUGGAUUCCAGAAGAAGCGAAAAAGCAAAUGAUACUCCAUCCUCAUGCUGCUCUGCUAGUGUGUAGGCCUUGGUUGUGGAACGUUGUUGAUGUUGGGUAACAAAUGUUGUUGCUCUUAGUUGUGACAGUGCAUGCCGUUGUAGAUCCAGCGAUCUGUACAUGUUACACUUAUGGUGUCGAGGAGUGCCCUAAGACCUGCUAGAGUUAGGACCAUGCAGUGUAGGCGGUGUGUAACUUCAUUCCCAUUUUGGCGAUUUGUAGUCUGGGACUCGGUUUUCACUCUUGCCCCUUGCAGUGUUUGGGUUUCAACUUUCAAUCAUUGUACAGAUCUCUUUACUGGUGUCUGCGGAAAGGUUGGAUUCUGGUGUAA
Panicum virgatum (switchgrass) is the source of this 6523-nucleotide messenger RNA. RefSeq lists its product as uncharacterized. Bases 56 to 1588 code for a protein of 510 amino acids. The transcript has 11 exons. Gene Ontology annotation, biological process: translation. Lineage: Eukaryota; Viridiplantae; Streptophyta; Magnoliopsida; Poales; Poaceae. The record is from RefSeq and is a predicted model, not a curated record. Gene Ontology annotation, cellular component: ribosome; mitochondrial small ribosomal subunit. Gene Ontology annotation, molecular function: RNA binding; structural constituent of ribosome.